CCAAUGUCGCAGGCCAAGUUAAGCAGAAACCCAUUGAAGGUUAAGAAGAAAGAACAGAGUAGCCUUGCACCAUCGGUCUGCCAGGAAAAUCACUAUGAAACCCAACGAAGGUUAAGGAGAAAGAACAGAGUAGCCUUGCACCACUGGUCUGCUAGCAAAAUCACUACGGGUUCUAAACUGAUCAUUAACAUAUUAAAGGGAACAUCAAUAGUUAAGGCCACCAUAUGCCAGUCAAGUCUUCACAGUUUUGCUUUUGUUGGAGGAUUAUUAGCAAGUCCACAAAAUCAAGUAAAGGUAAAGGCAAAGGAAUAG
Messenger RNA from Quercus lobata, 312 nucleotides. RefSeq lists its product as uncharacterized. NCBI's taxonomy places the organism in Eukaryota, Viridiplantae, Streptophyta, Magnoliopsida, Fagales, Fagaceae. The transcript has 4 exons. Bases 4 to 312 code for a protein of 102 amino acids. The record is from RefSeq and is a predicted model, not a curated record.